Candida albicans SC5314 is the source of this 1593-nucleotide messenger RNA. RefSeq lists its product as uncharacterized. Lineage: Eukaryota; Fungi; Ascomycota; Pichiomycetes; Serinales; Debaryomycetaceae. The record is from RefSeq and is a predicted model, not a curated record. Gene Ontology annotation, molecular function: 2-oxoglutarate-dependent dioxygenase activity. Bases 1 to 1593 code for a protein of 530 amino acids. The transcript has a single exon.
AUGGAUAGCAACAACGUCAACAAAACGAAAAGACAAAAAACGGGGAAUCUUUACCUGAAUUAUACAAUUUCUUCAAAUGAUGAAAAAAUCGAUAUCAUCACUGAUAUUUCAAAAUUAUCACCUAAAAGUUUUUUCAAUGAUUAUAUAGCAAUUAGAAAACCUGUGAAAUUUGUCACCCCUUCUGAUCAACAAGUUAUUCAAUUGAAUAAAUUUGAACUUGAGAAUUUAGUUGAUACAUUGAAUUAUAAUGAUGAAGAAUUACAAGUUGAAAAAAAAUAUCAAGCUGGGUUUGGAUCAGGACAGAAAAGAAUUAAAAUGAAAUUGAGUGAUUUAGUAAAUGAGAUUAAAAAUGGGAAUGAUGAAUAUUAUUUAACUACUCAAUAUGAUUUUGAUGAUCCUGAUAGGGCUAGUGAUGAAGAGGAGGAAGGAGAAGAACAAAAGGAGGAUGAGGAUGAGGAGGACGUAGAAGAAGAAGGUGUUCCAUUUGAUCAAUUUUCUGAUACUUCUUCUAUUGAUAUGAAUAAUCUUCACGAUGAUUUUGAAGAUAUUGAAGAUGAUUUUGAUGAAUCAGCAAAUGAUGAAGAAAACAACAAAGACGAAAUGACGGCAGCAGAAGCAGAAUUCAGAAUUAAAGAAUUAUAUCAACCUCCAUUAACCAAUUUAGUCAAUCAUCCAGAAAUUCUUCCUUAUUCUCCAUCAUUUUUCAAUCUUGUCCCUCAACAAAUCAAUUUAUGGAUGGGAUCUUCUUCUACCAACACCAAUAUCAAAGAAACACACAAUAAUUUCACUAUAGAUGAAUCAAAACCAGAUUUAGGUUUAGGUAAGCAAUUACCUGGUGAAUCACCUAGAGGAACAUCUACGGGAUUACAUCAUGAUCAUGCUGAUAAUUUAUAUAUAUUAGUACUGGGGAAAAAACGAUUCACAAUUUUAAGUCCUAAUGAUGCCAUGAAAUUAUAUACUGUGGGAAAUAUAUAUAAGAUUUUCAACAGUGGGAUAAUUGAUUAUGAAAUUGAUGAAAAUGCCCCUGGUUGGAAACAUGUUCGUGAUGAUGGGGCAAUCAUUGAAGAAAUCAUUUAUUGGCAAUUGGAUAAAUCCAGACUGACCAAUAAUGGGCAUGACAAAGAAGCAGAGCAAAAAUUGUUGAAUGAAUUACAAGUACAUAUUAAACAACAUCAAGCACAACAAAAGGCUUUGAAAACUACUUCGGGUAUUCGUCGUGAUCCACCAAGUUUUUCAAAAAUCCCUCCGGCAUUAUUACAUCUCGAUGAAUUGAAAGAUGAAUCAAUUCGUAAGAAAAUUGAAUCUUUUGCGAAUAAAUUUUUCCCAGGGGUUUUACAAUUGAAUAAAUUGGAAGUAUGGUUGAAUCCUGGUGAAAUGCUUUACUUACCUGCUGGUUGGUUUCAUGAAGUAUCCAGUUUUGGAAGUGAUAACAAGGACAAUAUAGGAGGUGCUCACAUUGCAAUUAAUUAUUGGUUUAUCCCACCAAACACAACAAAUUUUGAUGAUUGUUAUGAAGAUACUUAUUGGAAAGAAGAUUGGGAGAAAACCAAACAAGCAAUGCAGUUGGUUAAAGAUGGUGUGGUUAAUUUAUAG